Molecule: messenger RNA, 1230 nt
Organism: Fusarium pseudograminearum CS3096
Lineage: Eukaryota; Fungi; Ascomycota; Sordariomycetes; Hypocreales; Nectriaceae
Exons: 5
Coding region: 1-1230 (409 amino acids)
Source: RefSeq, a predicted model, not a curated record
AUGGCGGGAAACCUACCUGGACGAGACUGCGAGUUUGCGGACGCUGAGCUACCGCUACGUGAUCGAAAGGCUGUCUUCCUGCCAGGGGAGCAAGCACCUUGGGUCGUUGACUCGAGCAGUCCACCUAUGACUCUAGUCGUUGACUCGCCCUUUGCCAAAUCAGUUGAGCCUUUUGACUGUUUGGGUCUUGAUAUGUCGUUGCGUUCAAGAGAGCUGCUUCAUUAUUCACCACUAAUAAGCUCAGUCCACCAUAGCCAUGACAGCUCUGAUUUGAUCUUGACCAAAGCCUCAAGAAACAUUCCCCUUGACGAUGACUUUGGCAACAGAACAGGACUCGACGAAGAACUUGCCAAUAGAUAUCUCCUGCUUACGCAUUACGCCGACCAAGGCUUCAAGGCUCGAAUACUGGGCAGUGAUUCCCUCAAGACUAUGUUCCAGAACAACACCGCCGAGUUUUCGAUGUUUGUGUCGCUCAUCCGUCGUUGGAAAACACAAAACGUCGGGCAUCUCGAAAUGCGACUAAACGCCAUGAAACUUUUGCCCUUCUUCUUCGCGGUUCUUCCUUCGUCGACUCGAUUUCACAACAUCGAUGCAUCGCCAUUGAUUGAGCAUCUUCAACAUGUAACCAUGUCGACACAGACAGCUAGUGAAGACCGUUACAAGUGCGAUCCGAGCUGGGAGUGGAUUGAGGGUUCAGAGUCGCGAUUGCUUUGUGCCACUAUCAGUUCACACUUUUCAUCUCUCUUCGAGGACGACAUGUCCUCGUCUUCAGCUUCUAUGAAGUACAGCAUUUCGUGGUCGGGCAUGUGCGCGGCGUCGAGCUUGUACAUGCAUAGUGUCCUGGAGCUUUGGGAGGGCGGCGAAGCCAUGGACUCUGGUCUUUUGCGUCGGUUUCUUUGCAUCAUGAAGAGAGAUCUCGAAGAUACCCUAGGUAAUCUAGGAUCAGACGAUGGUUCCGACUUUUGGUUCUGGAGAGCCUUUCUUGGCUUGUACAGCAUCACGAAACACCAAGCCCAGUCAUACGAGCCAAAGUUGGAUGAUCUGGCUGACGAAUAUCGUGGCUUUGUGGAGACGUGGAAGAAUGUCACGGGAUUAACACGGUGGGAAGAUGUUUAUCAACGAUUGAUCUCGGUAGCAUGGCCUGAUCGUCAGGGUCAUGAACUGGAGCCGAGUGUGUGGGGAAGAGCGAUUCAGUAUGAAUCGUCCGACCCAUGGAUUUAUGCGGAGUAA